AUGUUUCUUUGUUUACUAGUUCUUUCAUCAUCUGUUAUAUAUUCACUUGAUUUUGGUAGCAAGUUUGUUAGACUUGCCAAGCAAAAACCAGGCAGGCAAGUUGAAAUUGUUACAAAUGAUCAAAGUUCUAGACAUACACCGAAUUAUUUAGCUUACAUUUCAGAUUCAGAUGAGCCAAACUUAACAGGCAUCGAGUGGGUUGUUGGUGUUGAUGCUGAACGUGCAAUUCGUAAAAAUCCAUCGCAUGGAGUUCAUAAUCCAUUUAAUUACUUAAACAAUCCAAAGGAUUACCCACUCAAGAAUAUCACACCUACAGAAGGCAUAGCCAUUGCACUUACAACAUACUUGAAAUCUUUUAAGCGCAAAAAUGACAAAAUUAUAAUCACAGUUCCAACAGUAUUUUCACCUCAUGCUCGCCGCAACUUAAUGAAUGCGUUCAAAUUAAUCGGUAUUAGUACUGCUCAAAUCAUAAAUUCCAACUCUGCUCUUGCUGCUCUUUAUGCAGUUGAAAAACUACCUAUUUCAGACAAUGUUACUAAGACAGUCUUAUUUAUUGAUAGUGGUGCUAUCCAAACAGAACUUUCUCUCUUCAAAUUCGUCAGAACAAACAAAUCAGUUGAAAUUACACUCCAAGAUUACAGAUUUACAGACGAAAUCGGCGGUGAUUACAUCGACGACAUACUUUUCAACUGGACUCUUACAAAACUGAAAAGACCUGCUUUAGAAGUAGAAUAUCCUGCAAUUCGUCGUUCAGUUAUCAAAGCGAAAGAGCGCUUAGCUGCUGGUUCUUCAACAGUUAUUGACGUUACUGAGGACUUUGGCCAGCAAAUUACAUUAACAAACGAUGAUGUAAACACAAUGUGCGCAGAAAUGAUCAACAAGUUCGAAAAACUCAUCGAAAACAUUACAGCAGAUGAAGUAGAGCUUAUUGGUGGCUGCACACGUCUUCCUUCCCUUUCAGAUCCGAUCAAGAGAACAUUCGGUGAAUCAGCUCAUCGUUCACUCAAUUCCGAUGAAGCCGUUGCACUUGGUGCUGUCUAUUUCGGAGGUAUACAAAGCGGUUUGAUCAAUGGAGCUGUUUUACAUUUCAUCAGACCAUCAUUGUACGGAAUGACCUUCGAAACAGGUGGUAAAGACAUCGUAGUAUUUAGUCCUGGCGAUCUGAUCGAGCGAAAGAUUGUAAAGAUAAGGAAAUUCACUGAUUUCAACGUCACCCUCAAAAUUACAAGAGAUCCAACUAAAUUCCCAAGGAUCAAAACAUCUCUUGUCCCAACAAAAGACGAAGUCUACGCUGAUAUACAGCUCGUAAACCUCUCUAAGUUCACUAGAUCAAUUACCAGUCAAAUUGAUAAGUCUACAAAACCGUUUUUAUCGUUCAUGUUUGAUGUAAGUCAAACUUUAGACAGUUUAGAUUACAUUUCAGCCGCAUUAACAGCUAAUGUGACUGUAAACAUGACAAUAGAAAACGAAUCAAUAAAUCAAGUCUCCCAAACAUCAUGGAAACUUGCAACAGAGGUCACGUACAGGGAUUCUGAGAUGGACUUCAACUCCAGCAAGACUCUUCUUGACGGAAUUCGAGGUUACAGACGAUCAAUUGCAAAUCACAGAAAAGCUUUCAAUGAUUUGAUGAAUUUCAUCAUUGAUAUGAACGAAAAGCUCAACUACAACCAAGAUAUGAUCGAAGUAACUACAGAAGAAGAAAGACAAGUAAUAAAAGAAUUAUUAUCCAGAGAAAGACAAACAGUUGACCUCCAAGGACAACACGUAUCUGCCGAAGACCUUGAAAAGAGAAAGAAUUUGAUCAAAGAAACGAUUGGCUCCACUUUGACAAAAUUUGAUGAAUUUUCAAGGCGUCCAAGAGCAGUAGCUGACUUACAGAAGGUAAUUGCCAAAGCGGAGAAAGCAUUGGAUACGGCUACAACAGAUAACGACACAAUUAAUGAAGUUAUUGAGUAUAUUAAUGGCUCCAAAUCAUUAAUUGAUGAUAUCGCGCAGAUGGACAACAAAACAGUUCCAACAAUCACUGUAAAGAAGAUUAACCAGAGGAGAACUAACUUGGCCAUGAAAAUAACCAAUUUAAGGUCUCCUCCAAGAAAACCGAAGCAAAAAUACUUCGAAAAAGAUCCUUCUGCUUACGCCGUACAACUGGAAUAUAAGAAGAACCAGACAAGCAUUGAUGAACAUACUUUAAAGGAUAAUGAAACUGUUACUGAAGAAAUUGAUCAAAAGGAAGACAACAAAGAAUUGUAA
Messenger RNA from Trichomonas vaginalis G3, 2250 nucleotides. Its product is annotated as ATP binding. Gene Ontology annotation, molecular function: ATP binding; ATP-dependent protein folding chaperone. Gene Ontology annotation, biological process: negative regulation of hypoxia-induced intrinsic apoptotic signaling pathway; endoplasmic reticulum unfolded protein response; cellular response to hypoxia. The transcript has a single exon. Gene Ontology annotation, cellular component: endoplasmic reticulum chaperone complex. The record is from RefSeq and is a predicted model, not a curated record. The coding region runs from base 1 to 2250 and encodes 749 amino acids. Lineage: Eukaryota; Parabasalia; Trichomonadida; Trichomonadidae.